Plasmodium cynomolgi strain B is the source of this 4419-nucleotide messenger RNA. Its product is annotated as metalloendopeptidase. The transcript has 4 exons. The record is from RefSeq and is a predicted model, not a curated record. Lineage: Eukaryota; Apicomplexa; Aconoidasida; Haemosporida; Plasmodiidae. The coding region runs from base 1 to 4419 and encodes 1472 amino acids. Gene Ontology annotation, molecular function: metal ion binding.
AUGCGUGAUUCCGGCGCCCUCACCCCUGUGCCCCGUCUUCAACCCCAACUGCAGACGAACGAACUAAAGGAAGACGAAGAUUUGAUAAAGUACGAACUGCCCAACCGGCUGACCAGCAUCAUCUACAAAAAAAGAAAAAACAAAAAUAAAAAAACGUACAUCUUAAAUAACGAAAAAUACGUGAUAUUACCUUCGCACAAAAUUUCAAAUGAGUACAAAAAAUACACGAACCCGAUUGAUUACAACUACGAGGAGAUGCACGUUUACAUGGAAGUCAACACUGGCAGUGUGAAUGAAAAGAAAAACCAGCAGGGGAUAAGUCACCUCUGCGAGCAUGUCUCCUACAUGGGUUCCAAAAAUCGGAAAAACAUCAUAGAUAAAAAUAUCAGGACAAACGCAUACACCGAUUUUCACCACAUCGUCUUUUACAUAAGUGUCAGCCUGAACAAAGAACUGUAUAAGGAAAACUCCUUAAGCCACUUCCAAUACGACCAUGUCGUACAAACUGUUAGAGUAGACCAAAUUGAAGACUAUGAUAUUUACACAGUGGACGAAUUUAACUACAAGCAUGCCAUUCUGUCUAAGUGUAUUGACACCAUGGUGGAAGUACUAAAAGGAGAAACUCAAUUCAACAGGGAACGAAUUGUUAAGGAGAAAAAGGCCAUUUUUUCCGAGUACAGCAUUAUCAACACGGUGGAAUAUAAAAUGAACUCAGAUAUUAUUAAAACGCUCCACAAGGAAAACAGACUGAGCCACCGACUGCCCAUCGGUAAACUGGAGCUGCUGAAGAGGUACGAGCCAAAGGACAUCAAAAAAUACUUCGACCUUUUCUUCAGAACGGAAAAUGUCAACCUGUACAUCUACGGAGAUGUGAACGUAGACAUAGCUCGCAAGUUGGUAAGCGAAAAAUUUCAGAACGUCAAGAAGGAGGAACUAACACCGGAGGACUUGAAAUACCUGGCCAUUUUGAAUGACAACACUUUGCGAUCGAGAAAUAAAAACCUACCCGCAAUUGUCCAUAUGUAUGGGGGUGAUUGCUCAGGAAAGGGAAACCCGGAAAGUGGCUCUUCAAAUGGAUCAGCAGAUGAGAAGGAUGAAGUGUGUGGAGGGGAACCCAUCAUAGGAGGCACACACACAGGAAAAGAAGAAAUACGCACAGGUAGAGAUAGCACCCCUGGAGAUAAGAAGGACGCUCCCGAAAACGCGGAAAAUUCCGACAACGCCGAAAACGCGGAAAACUCCGACAGCGGUUCCACCACUCCCCUCCCCGACGAAUACCCAGAUGACAACAUCGUCGACGCGCGGAAACUGAACGAAUUGCGAAACACGUUUCAAAACGAAGCCCUGAGCGAGCUGAAGUUUAGGGCCUACCUCAGUGAAAAAUACCAACCAAAAUUGGAAGAAGAAAAAAUUCUGAACAAGUCAGACAAAAAAAGAAACCUCAAUCUGACCACAGAUUUUGAAAUUAUCAAAUAUUCUCUAAAUAAUGUCAACAUAAAUAUACUGAUGAAGGAAGAAAUAAAAAGCAUUCGCACGAUGGAAGAUUACAAAAUUUAUGUCAUGAAAGACGUUAUGUUUUAUUGCCUGUCCUUCCGAUUUAACGUGUACAAGCGGGAUUUAUUUAACAGCAUAGAUAUUAAUGAGUACACCAACAUUAACGAAGGAGCCACCAUCAGAACGGUGGAAAUAAAGACGACGACAAAAUCGUUCGGAGAAGCUGUGACAGCUUUUUAUAACUUCAUUAAAAGUUUGCUAUCCCAUGGGUUUAGCAAUGACGAGUUACAAAAUUAUCGAGCCAACGAGAUUGAGUACGACGAUGCAAGUGGAGGCAGUGGCGAAGGUGAUUCCAGCUCAGCCAACGGGGGAGGCACAAAACAGAUGAAGCUGGUACACCCAGAAAAAAAAGAAGAGGAGGAACAAAUCAUGGAAACGCGAAUGAACGAAAUGUACACAGAUGAAAUACAAAAAAUUAUCGACUACAAUUCUUGCAAACAUGUUUACCUGAAUGAGAAAAGGGAAAAAAAACUCAAACAGGAAAUUUUUGAUAAUUUAAAAAUAGAAGAGGUUAAUUCCUUUGCCAAAAAUUAUUUCCAGUAUUUGUUUAACGUAUUCAAGGGACAUACCAAUUUUAAACCCAACUGUGUUAUUAUCCAUGUCCCCCACAUGGACUUCAACUCUUUCGACAAGGAUGAGGUGAAGAAACUGUUCCUAGACAACAUCAAUUCGGUAUCCGACGUUCCCAACUUUUCCUUAAGUUUUCAGAACACCUUACUAUCACAGAGAUAUGUGUAUGAAAAUAUCACAACAAAACUGCACAUGGCUAGGUACGUGGAUCCCAGGGGGGGGGACACACCCAGGAGAGACAUAUUCGCUGGCAUCCUUCACAAGAUCAACCAGAUCAGAAGGGACCCGCAGCCCCUCCUGUGCGUCCCCCCUAGUGUGGACACGCCGACCACUGUUGACACGUCGAGCAGUGUUGACACGUCGAGCAGUGUUGACACGCCGACCACUGUUGACACGUCGAGCAAUAUUGGCACACCGACCACUGUUGACACCGCGCCCAAUUUCCCCCUCUUCCUCACGUGCUACGGCAUGGAUGCGGAGAACAAACUCGGGGAAGUCGAACACGGGCUGGACGCCCCACAGGACACACACCUAAGGCACCCCGUGGGAGGAAAAAAGGAUGCCAAACUGGACAAACUGCCCAGCGAAUUGAAGAUCGGAGAAGCCGCUUGCAGGGUCAACCUGAAAAAAUACGUAGCGGCGGAGAAAGGACAAAGAGAAGUCGAAAACUACCAACUGGCAAAUGGGAUCAAAGUGAAUUUAUACAAAACACAAAUAGACAAAAAAAACGUUUACCUGAGAUUAAUCAUACCGCAUAAUGACAUAUUGAAAAAAAAAAAGAAAAACGUGUUUCCCUUAUUAUUCUCAGUUAUAUGCCUCUUCGAGGGGGGAGAAAUAGAAAGCAUCAGUCGUGAAAACGUCGAAAUUCAUUGCAGCAAUAGGAGCAUAAAUAUAUGCAUCGACAUUAAUGACGAAUAUUUUUUUAUCGAUAUUUAUACGUAUAAUAAACACGAAAAUAUCAACUCGGCCUUUUCCAUACUUAACAAUAUUUUACUGCAAACGCGGAUUGAGGAGUCUGCUCUCAAGAGGGUCGUGGACAAACUCCGGAAGGACUUCUACGAGUAUAAGAAUAAUCUCCAGUCCUUCCUGCUGGGCCAAACCAUCUCGUACCUGUCCGACGGCGCGAUGGGCUACCAAAACUUCGACCUGCGAGAAGCCGAAGAAAUAUCCCUGGAAACGGUGCAGAAGGUGCUAAAGCACCUGUUUAGCGACCCCUCCCUCUUUGAGCUUACCGUUGUAGGAGAUAUAUCCGAUUUUAUGCACUACUACGUGCUGCAUUACAUUGGAACGAUUCCAACUAGAAGAGAGGUGCCCACAAAUAGGAACGCAACAGCAGUGGAAGGAGUAACCUCCCAACGAAUGAAUCUCCAUGGUAAUGAAAACAACCCACCGCAAAACGACACACCCAUCGGAAGGGACCCCCUACAAGACGAGUACUCCCUCCUGUGCCCACUUCAAAACUUCGAACAGAAAAUAAAGGAAGCUACCUACGUGUAUUUAAAUGAAAAAGAAGAUCACGCUGUUUUCCUCCUCAUCGGAAAGAGUGCCAACCACUUUGGCUUCCUCUCCAAUGGGAUACACAUAUCACUAUACUUACUACAAUUUCUAAAAAAAGUUUUAUAUCACGAAAUGGAAGAUGAUCAUGUCGAAAAAAAUGCCACAGGUAAAGAAUUCACACAACUAAUAAAUCACAUCAACAUGGAAAAAUACAAGAAGGAAGACAUGACAGAAUUAAUUACAAGAAAAAAAAAAUUAUAUACCAACCCGUUAUUCUUCAAUGCAGUAUCUUACAUCAUACAGUACAUACUGAACAGUAAAUUAUUUCACUAUUUACGAGAAAAAAAAGAAUUAACUUAUGAUUCUUCUUUUGAAUUUAUAAACUAUGAAAAAUAUUUUGCAGGCUUUUUUACCUUGCUUGUUCAGACAAAUCCGAAAGAUUUAAAAAUUAUAAAAAAUGAAGUUCUUUCUAGCUUUGAAAAUUUUACAAAAAAUUUUUACAACUAUUCUGAUUACUUAAUAGAAAAUGCCAAGUUAUCUUACUUAAAUAAGAAAACCAAAGAUUUGAAAUUUUUUGUCGAUAAAAUAUCCGGGAUGCAAUUGACCCACUUUCCACUAAAGUAUAAAAAUAAAUUCCUACUCAGGGAUAAUCUUAUACUCAGUAAAAUCGAAAAGAUAGACGUUCUCCUGGCCCUGUAUGUCCUUUUUAAUCAAACCUCAAGUUAUCACAUAUCCUAUGGAAUUGCAUCUCCGAAAGAUAUUUGGUCGGAAGUUUACAGAAACAUAAACGAGUUGUAG